GGAGCGCAGGGGAGUGUCCUGAACCGAGCACACAGCUCACACACACACACACACAGAGUACUCCUCCUCCUCUCCUUCGUCUUCCUCCUACACUAAAGCUGAACUCUGCUGGGUAAAUUCCUCCUUCUCCACCGACUCUCCUCGCUUUCUGAGCCCAGUCUCUACCCUCCCAUCAGCCGAACCCGAUCAGCGGUCCUUCGCCGGUAGGCCCCACGCCGUAUCAUCAUGGAGGAGUUAGAUGUCCCACAGAUGAGGAGAGAAGUGGAAAGUCUUCAGUAUCAGCUGGCGAUAAACAGAGAGAAAUCCUCCAUCACUGUCACCGAGCUGGUGAAGUGGAUCGAGGGUUGUGUUUGUGAAGAUCCCUUCCUGAACCCUGAGCUGAUGAGAGCAAACCCCUGGGUAGAAAAGGGCAAGUGUGUGAUCCUCUAAAAGUUUCACGCACACACAAUCACAGAUGCAUACGACAAAAGAAUCUCACACUCCGACACACACACAAAUCACGCUGCACUAACUCACACACACACACACACAUUGUAGUUGAUAAUAUUAUGUUGUUUAUUUAUUUGGAGACUUCUGAAUGCUGUUGUUUUAUGUGUGUGUGAGUGUACAAACACUGAUUAGCUCCUUUUUAGAGGUUUGUUUUGAUGGUCUGCUGAGAAAUGUUCCAACACCACCACGUUUGUAUUGGCUCUUUACACUGUCAAUCAAAAAUAAAGACUGUUUUGAAUUUAA
Solea senegalensis (Senegalese sole) is the source of this 732-nucleotide messenger RNA. RefSeq names its product guanine nucleotide-binding protein G(I)/G(S)/G(O) subunit gamma-13-like. Gene Ontology annotation, biological process: phospholipase C-activating G protein-coupled receptor signaling pathway; sensory perception of taste. The transcript is spliced from 3 exons. The coding region runs from base 226 to 429 and encodes 67 amino acids. Gene Ontology annotation, cellular component: heterotrimeric G-protein complex. Gene Ontology annotation, molecular function: G-protein beta-subunit binding. The record is from RefSeq and is a predicted model, not a curated record. Lineage: Eukaryota; Metazoa; Chordata; Actinopteri; Pleuronectiformes; Soleidae.